Molecule: messenger RNA, 3545 nt
Organism: Acanthochromis polyacanthus (spiny chromis)
Lineage: Eukaryota; Metazoa; Chordata; Actinopteri; Pomacentridae
Gene: gdpd5b
Product: glycerophosphodiester phosphodiesterase domain containing 5b
Biological process (GO): positive regulation of neuron differentiation; lipid metabolic process
Cellular component (GO): plasma membrane
Molecular function (GO): glycerophosphodiester phosphodiesterase activity
Source: RefSeq, a predicted model, not a curated record
CCGUACAGGAGGGCUGCAGAUAAAAGGAGCCACUCUCACUCCUCCCACCAUUCACUACAUUGAAUUACUCCCACAGUGUGUGUGUGUCCCAGCUCCCACGGACACGAAGAGGUGAAAUUUGCCUUCAGAGAGGACCACAGAAGCCCUCCACGGGGCCGGACGGAGCGGCUGAAAACGGGACUUUUUUUUCUCCGGGACCGAACCCAGUGACACCGUCCUCUCCCACCGGCUCUGCUCUCCUUUGUUGUCGUUGUAAAACUUCGCCUCAGUCAGCAUUUGCCGGUGAGCCACCCAGCCCCGUUACCUUUGACUCGGCUUGUCCCCGCUUGACUUUCAGGAGGAGGGGCCGUGUUUUUAUUAUUUUAUCGAAGAACACUCAACUUUUAUCUCCAAGGAAGCAGAGAAAAGUGGCAGCAGCCCUCAGACAGGAUACUCUGUAGCCAGUGGGAUGUUAGAGCUCUGGAAGCAGGACUGACUGAAGGAGCAUGGUGAAACACCAACCCCUCCAGGUCUAUGAGCGCCAGCUGUGUUUGUCAUGUAUCACUGGGAUCUACGGUUGCCGAUGGAAACGCUAUCAACGUUCCCAUGAUGACACCACCAAGUGGGAGCUGCUGUGGUCCCUCAUCCUCCUCUUUACCUUCUGUCUGCUGCUGGUCUGGUUCUACUUCUGGUGGGAGGCACAUAACGACUACAAUGAGUUCAACUGGUUCCUGUACAACCGCUCUGGGGAGUGGAGUGAUGGCACUGUUCCCAUCCUCGCCACCACCGCUGCUGGCUUCACCUACAUUGCAUUUUUAAUGGUUUUAGCACUUUGUCACAUUGCACUUGGGCAGCAGUUGAAUUUGCACUGGCUCCAUAAGAUAGGAGUGACUGCUGCUUUGCUCACCACUAUUGUUGGGGUGAUAUCUGUCAAUCAAACAUGGGGUCAAGAGUGGGAUGUGAUUCCCAUCUCCCUGCAGGCUACAGGUCCAUUCCUGCACAUCGGGGCUCUUGCUGCCGUCACAGCGCUGUCUUGGAUCGUGGCUGGACAGGUCGCCCGUGCAGAAAAAACAUUGUUCCAAGUGGUGGUUGUGCUGCUGUAUCUCAGUGUGUUACUAGGACUCUAUGUGGUCCCUCUAUAUAUCACCUCCCCCUGCAUCAUGGACCCCGACAACCUCAAACCACGACCCGAUGUUAUCGGUCACCAGGGAGCCCCCAUGCUCGCUCCAGAGAACACACUGUGGUCCUUCCAGCGAGCUUUGCAAAUGAACGUCACUGGAUUGGAGGCUGAUGUGGCGAUCAGCACGGAUGGUGUGCCUUUCCUGAUGCACGAUCUUACCCUGCGGAGAACAACAGGUAGGGACGUUUUUCCAGACAGACGGAUGGAUGAAGCCUCGCAUUUCAACUGGACAGAUCUGCAGCAGCUCAACGCCGGACGGUGGUUCCUCAAGGAUGACCCCUUCUGGACGGUGCACACCCUGGCCACACGUGAGAGAGAGCUGAUCGCCAAACAGAGUGUGUGCAGCCUGGAGCAGCUUCUAAAGUUGGCCUCCUAUCACAACGCCACGGUGGUUUUCAGGCUGCGGAGACCUUCUCCAGAGCACCCCUGCUAUCACAGCUGGAUCAAUGAUACACUGAACGCUGUGCAGCAGUCUGGGGUUCCUCAAAGCCUGGUGAUGUGGACUCCUGAUGAGCACAGAGCUCAGGUGAGACAGUUAGCACCUGGUCUGAUCCAGACCUCGGUGGAAAAACGGAGCCCCCAAAGUCUGCAGAAGGACGGCAUCAGCAGGCUGCUGCUCAGAUACAAUCAAGCCAGUAUGCGGGAAAUCAGAGACUUCUCUGAGACCCACAUAAACCUCACCCUCUACACUGUCAACGAGCCCUGGCUGUACUCGGUACUCUGGUGCAGCGGAGUGUCAUCAGUCUCCUCAGAGGCCCCACAUAUACUCCAAAAGGUGCCUUACCCCAUUUGGCUCAUGAGCCCAAGUGAAUACUGCCUGAUGUGGGUGUCUGCAGACCUCAUCUCCUUUGCUGUAGUCAUAGGAAUAUUCAUUUUCCAGAACUAUCACAUGAUCAGGUAUCGGACGAGCGGUAUGCGCAGCUACAACCCUGAACAGAUCAUGCUGAGCGCUGCAGUCAGGAGGUCAAGUCCAGACAUCAACGUCAUGAAGGAGAAACUGAUCUUCUCUGAGGUGGGGAACGGAGUCGGCAGUGCUGACGAGCAGUACGGGGACAACGGCUACAACUACUACACCAAUCAGGGCGCCAGCCAGUGAUUGGACCUCAGCCUGUGACUUUUUGCUGUUGCAAGAUGGAAGCAACCUCAUUUAGCAUUCACAUCAUUCCUGUUUAUCAGUGUGAAGUCUUUUUUUUCCCCCUCUGCCCUACUGAUUAACAGACUGCUGUAUCUGGAGGAGACACAAGUUGCCCAUUCGCUCUUUGUACAUUCUGUAAAUAGGGUUUUUUUGCCUUGUCACACAUGAUGUAAAUCACACAGAACUACAAGCACUUUUUAUUGACAGAAUUCGCCAAGUCUGUGGCCUCCUUUUCCCACAUUCAAAUGUCCGAGAGGCCCUAAUGAGUUACCAAUGCCUGCUUCUUUUUAAAUAUGAAUUUCCAGACUCUUUAUUUUUAGCUAAAUUUCCAAAGCUGUUUGUUAUUUUAAGCAGUGCAAACAAUAUUCUUCUCUUAGCAGAUGAAUUUCUUUUUAACAAGGCUUUACUGCAGCAUGAGGUGAAAGAUUUACAGCUCUUUAUGCUCCUGUCAGCACUCCAUGGUGCUGUAGAUAAUAGUACUAAUAUCCAUAUUUAUAUUUAAAGAGAAAACAAAGAAAAAACACAAACACGAUGUUUACUCAAGUCCUGCCUUCUCCUCCAGGUGAAAUAUUCACAUGGUGGAUGUAAGAUGAGUAUUUUCUAGAGGCUAAAUGCCCUCCUGGCCUACUUUUGACCAGUGCAUGUAACUGUAAGGAUCCUAUCAACUGACUAGUGUGAGCUGUGCUCCCAGUGAAACCAGAAAAACUGGUGAAAAUGUUGGAGGAUGAAGAUUUGUGCUGUCUUUUUAUGGUUUAUGGUGAAUGUGUAUGGAUUAUCAUAUUCUUUUUUUUUUUUUUUUUAAAGAUGUGUACAUUGUGUGUAUUCUGGUUGGGUAUGUAUUUUUUACCCUGUGUGCAGUGCUUUGUUGAGUGUGUUCUUGUGUAUAUAAAAGGUGAACCAAUGUGUGAGAUGCUCAAGCCAACUAAGAAUAACUUUUGAUCAAUGUGACAGUUUAAUAACUACAAUAGCAAUAGUCUGUUCAAGAUGGAUUUCAAUUCCCUGCACAGCCUUUGAGUUGCAGUUAAAUCUGGUAUUUUGAAAUGUAUCUAAAUGUUGGCUGUAAAACUGAAAUGCUGUAAGGUAAAUGAAGUGGGUGCUAAAUGUGAAAAUAAAGCUGUAAGCUAACUGAAAGGAUGCUACAAGUGUCACAACAGGCAGCAUAGGUCAAGAAACGGAUUGCCUUUUGUGUUUGUUUUCUUUCUCUGGGUAUUACUGUGCCUCAGAAGUAAACAUUAAAACUUCUGAUACAGA